Molecule: messenger RNA, 858 nt
Organism: Fusarium vanettenii 77-13-4
Lineage: Eukaryota; Fungi; Ascomycota; Sordariomycetes; Hypocreales; Nectriaceae
Exons: 3
Coding region: 1-858 (285 amino acids)
Source: RefSeq, a predicted model, not a curated record
AUGUCCCUCAUCGAACCGAAUCAAUCCUUGUUCAAGUCAGUCAAGGACAAGGUGGUCGUCAUCACAGGCGGUGCCCGUGGAAUAGGUCGUUCCGCAGCCCUUGCCUUUCACGGCCAUGGUGCAAAGGUCGUGGUUGGCGAUCUAAACGCGGAAGAGGGCAAGAGCUUGGUUUCACUGCUGGGGGAGAACCUACGUUUCAUCCAGUGCGACGUAUCCAAAUAUGGAGAUCAGCUUGCAUUGUUUCAAGAGGCAGAGCGGUCCUUUGGCCGUGUUGAUAUUGCCAUCGCAAACGCUGCCGUUGGGAGGUUUCCCGAUCCGCUCACAGUGAUCGAGGAUAUCAACGAGGAACCCCCUCUCCCUAAGGUGGAUAUUAACCUUAGGGGUGUCCUCUUUACCAGUCGGAUCGCGGUGCACUACCUGAGGAAGCACGGUGGAGGUGACCUUAUCCUUAUCAGCAGUAUAGGAGGGUUCAAGGAAACGGCCGACCUCACGCCCUAUCUCGCCACCAAGCAUGGCGUCAUUGGAGUGAUGCGAGGGCUCCGCAUGACCUCUCUGAAGAACGAUAACGUCCGAGUAAACAUUAUUUGUCCCUGGACAACACAAUUAGGACUGCCGAUGAACGAACCCGAGGAUGUGGCAACCUCCAUGUUGAUCUGUGCUACAGCGGGUCGAAGUGACGGCGCAACCCACAACGGAGCUGCCAUGCCUUUCCAUGGAAAGAUCCUACUCGUAGCAGGAGGAAAGUCAUACGAGAUUAAAGACGCGUUACAAAGCCUAGAGCCUCAGUGGCUAGGAGAGAACAACAGCCGAGCCGUUGCGAUGGGCCAGGACUUUCUGCACAAUGGAAAGACGUCUUAG